CCCUCAAGAUGCUCCGUCUAAUUCCGCUUCUUUGCCUCAGUCUGAUAUGGUUGGGGAUGCUGGGCUCUGCAGCCCCGCUGUGGAAACGACAGACACCGGCCACAGACGGAGACUUCAACAUAUACGCGUACGGCGAGAACAUCAGUGGACUUCCUCUCUAUAGCGCAGAUGGCCAUGCCCAUAUCGGCGACCCAGCUGCCUCCGACGCAAACCAGAAGGGAAAAGUCCACUUCUCCAAAUCUUCACAAUCUUCACAAAAGUGGGUGGCUCACACCGACAACACCACAUCCGACCAAGGGGAAUCCACCGCCGCCAGCACCAGCACCAGCACUCUGUCGCUGAACGACGACGGAACAGUAGGCUUCACGGACUCCGACGACUCCGACAACUUCUCCGCUUAUGGCAAUUACGUUAUGAUUCAAAACCGGGAAAACGUCUAUUACUAUGCUCUCCCAACCGGCAAGGCCGGGCAGUACUCGCUCAGGUGGAGCGAGAGCGCACAGCCCAGUGACUCGGGCAGGGUCCCUGUCGUGCUGAGAACCACUCCACCGGCGACGGACGUCAUCUUGCGUAAGACGUCAUAG
Messenger RNA from Aspergillus campestris IBT 28561, 584 nucleotides. RefSeq lists its product as uncharacterized. The transcript is spliced from 3 exons. Lineage: Eukaryota; Fungi; Ascomycota; Eurotiomycetes; Eurotiales; Aspergillaceae. The coding region runs from base 9 to 584 and encodes 191 amino acids. The record is from RefSeq and is a predicted model, not a curated record.